This is a messenger RNA of Sturnus vulgaris (Common starling), 897 nucleotides long. NCBI's taxonomy places the organism in Eukaryota, Metazoa, Chordata, Aves, Passeriformes, Sturnidae. The record is from RefSeq and is a predicted model, not a curated record.
AUGGAGCGGCUGCAGGUGGAGGCGCAGGCCCUGGAGGAGUACGCGGAGUACCGGCGAAUUGUAGGUGAUGAUGAUGGAGGAAAGCUCUUUACUCCUGAGGAAUAUGAGGAGUACAAAAGAAAAGUAUUACCAGCUCGGCUACAGAACAGGUUGUAUGUGAGCUGGAGAUCACCAACUGGCAUGGACUGUAAGCUUGUAGGACCAGAGACACCCUGCUUUUGUACUCACCGGUACAAACAGCACCGAACAGACUACGAGGUGCUCCCCAGGGAGCGCCCCAUCCGUGUGCCCUGCCGAGCGCGGCGCUGCCCGUGCCCGUCGUUCCAGGCGGUGCCGCUGAACGGCAGCCAGCCCGUCCGCUGCCGCUGCAAGCACCUCCCCGAGCAGCACAGCCCAGUGCCCGCCUUCCCCUGCCUCUCCUGUUCCAAGUGUUCAGGCUUUCAUAGCUGCUUUACCUGUGCAUGUGGCCAGCCAGCAUAUGCUCAUGAAACAGUUGUGGAGACCAAAGAGGAGCGCUUAGCCCAAGGCAAGCCCGUGGGGCAGGAUGUUCCUUACGCUGCCAUGGGAGGGCUGACUGGCUUUAGCUCGCUAGCAGAAGGCUACAUGAGGCUUGAUGACAGUGGAAUAGGUGCUCCUUCUGCUGAACUUUUAGAUGCCCCCAUUACUAACAUGGAUCAUCCAUUCCUAAAAGCAUUUCAGGGGCCUUCGAGUUCUGCUCAAACUGUGCCACAAAUAGCAGGUGAUGUAUAAGCAGGUGGCACAGGGCAAGUUUCUAAUGGAAAACAAUCAGAAGCUGAUGACAUGGCUUACUUUGAAAAACGUUAUCAAGAACGGCUGAAAAUGGAGAAAGCUGCUAAACGGAAAGAGAGGAAUCCAGUGCCGUCAAAGAAGCCAUGA